Funneliformis mosseae is the source of this 1086-nucleotide messenger RNA. The record is from the annotation of a GenBank genome assembly. NCBI's taxonomy places the organism in Eukaryota, Fungi, Glomeromycota, Glomeromycetes, Glomerales, Glomeraceae.
AUGUCUUCAGAACAGCCACUGCACGUUGUUAUAAGGAUCCCUUAUAAAAGACCUCAUGGUUUCGUUGAGCCGCCCUCUGUUGUAUGGACUGAGGAGAUGGAACAAAAACUAUGGGAAAUACUUACGCAAAAUAAACGACAAAGCAUUGACUGGUAUGCAGCUUCCCGUCUUUUAAAUGUGCCUGUACCGUAUCUUCUGCGACAUGCUUCGUUUUUAUAUGAAACACAGUUGCGCGGGGUUCAGAAACAGUUACGACGAGGGGAAACUUUAAGUGCUAGCAAUAGCGGAAUUAUAGGUAGUCGAAAUAGGGCAUCAAGUCGAGCAUCUUUAACAAAGGUUUCGAUAUUUGAGGGUGAUGGGACGAUCAUUGGUCACCAAAGACCGCUAUCCGCAAUGUCUAAUGCAAGCAGAGAACACCACACCACAUCUCGUGGAGGGCAUGUUGGUUCACAGGAUAUGACACGGACGGGAAGCAAUACUAGUUUGACAGAUGGGCGCAAGCAAACAAGCGGAUCGGCUUCUUCUUCUCUGAAUGCGUCAGUCGUACAAUCGACCAUUGAACCAUCUCAAGUAAAAAAUGUAUUAGUUCAUACGCAAUCCACACAAUCUCCCCUUCCAAUUGGAAUGACUAAUGUAUCAGGGCGUCCAACAUCUCCUUCUUCAUCUGUUUCAACAAUUACAACUGAUCAUCUCACUCAAAAACAAGACAAUUAUACAACUACUUUACCCACGAUAGAAUCAUCAACAAAUACGUCUUUCGCCACACCUGCUGCAUCAAUGACCAUGCCUCUAUCUCGAACUCUUUCAAAUCCAUUGUCUUUUGAUACGCACGAUCUUGCUACUACAAAAUUGGAAAUGCAAGAUCUUGCAGCUUUUCUACCAAUAACUCAGAAUGCCGGUCCUAUUGAUACAAAUAAUUCUUCAGAAAAUAAUGAUUCAACGGGGACUCCGAUAAUUAAUUUAACACCAAAUUCACAACAGCCUUCAAAUAUAGCAACAAAAGGAUCUGCAGCAUCAGCAGAUUCUCAACAGUCUCUUAGUGCGACUGAUUCAGCAAAUUCCUCAUCAUCUUUAGGUAUUCAAUGA